Chroicocephalus ridibundus (black-headed gull) is the source of this 3147-nucleotide messenger RNA. RefSeq names its product fibronectin type III domain-containing protein 9-like. The record is from RefSeq and is a predicted model, not a curated record. Gene Ontology annotation, molecular function: protein binding. The transcript is spliced from 2 exons. Lineage: Eukaryota; Metazoa; Chordata; Aves; Charadriiformes; Laridae. Bases 519 to 1190 code for a protein of 223 amino acids.
UAUAACAGGGAUGUUCAGGGAGUACAGUGUCCAAUGGGAGGCAAGCAAGAGAGGGGGAGAGAAGACGUUAUUUUUUCUCCUGUAUGUUCUUUGAAGAGCAAGGCAACAGCACCUUGAGACGAGAUGUGCUCUUGCACGAAUUUAAGUGGAAGAGACAAAGAAACCAUGCCACCAUCAGCGUCAGAGAAAAAAACUGAAAGCACCAAGCAAUAAGAAUUCAGCCCAGGGAAUCUGAGGGAAGGAAAAAGCAAACUGACAAGGACAGAACAGGUAGCAAAUAACUCAUGUUAAAAAGGACGCAGAAAAUUUAGUGUUUAUGUCAUUUUCGCAGCAGCAUCACCAUAUGAAAAUUCUGUUCUGAAAUUUCCGUCAGGAAGUGACGAGCAUUACGAUUAAAAUCCACACAACAUCUCCAGUGCUGCAGCUUCUCAGGUACCUCCCUGGGAAACGAACACCUCCCCUUUCCACAGCGAGAUCAGCAUCAAGAGAGGAAAAACAACUACUUAAGCAACAUCCCAAUGGGAAUAACCGUCCAAAACAUCACUGGAAGCACGGCAAUGGUAAUUUGGCCAAAAAUGGCCAGUUGUGCCGACACCUUUUAUAGCGUCAUGUACCACCCUAACUGGAACAGCAUGCUAUCCAGUUACUCAAGAAAGAGCUUUCAGAAGGAAGAGAGGGUGCCCACCACUCGCUCCUCCUUUGUUGUUGAAAACCUGACUCCGCUGACAACGUACAUCGUGUGCGUGACCUGUCAGUCCGCCAACCCCUCCAGUGACCAGUGCAGAGUUUUCAACACACUAGAACGAGACCCGGCAUCUGCAAGCAACACCAAGAAAGAGCUCGCGCUGGGCAUCUGGCUCACCAGCAGCGUCCUGCUCCUCAUCAUCGCAGCAAUCCUCCUCUACGGCUGCCUGCACAUCCUGUGCCGCCGGAGAUGCGAGCGUUUGCGAGGGCAAAACGGAACCUCCAAACAAGACCACGGGAAGGCGUGGACCAAAAACACAGCGCAGGACUCAGAGGAGCUCGGCCGGCAGAGCCAACUGAUGCAGGACACUGAGGAAAAGCAUCCAGGUGGCAUCCAGCUGGCCACAAUCAUAGAGAAUCCCUCAGCAUGCAAGGAGCCCGUCAUGCCGACUUCCAAAAGCCGUGAACGCGUGUCAACGACAAGACAGUGCUCUGCCAUAAAUUAGAGAGGAGAUUUUUACUACAUAUGACAUCCCAACUGCUUCAACCAUGUUGCAUGCACUGUCAGCGCUCACAAUGGGGAGCUCUGACUGCUCACCGCAACAUUCCCAGCUGUACCUCCGGUGUCACGUCCCUCUCCAACAGCCCGCACGCAGCCAGAGGUACUCAGAGGCAAAGGUUCAGAUUCCCAAGAAGUGAGAACUUUGACCACUCUAUUAUUUAAAAAUGAAGCAUGUAGCAAAUAAUCCGGUUACAUUUUGAGGGGAAUUUUUGGUUACUUUUCUUUAGCCUAAAACAGCAAACAAAUAUAAAAACGCAUCAAAAGUGACCAAGGGACUUUUUUUUUUUUACUAGCAUAAAUUGAAACUGAGCAGAAGUUUUCAGAUGGCACCCCAGAGUGCUAACCUACAGGCAACUGGAACGUACACUCCAAGUGCAGUGGUUUGCCAGUGUGAGUUUCACCCCCACAAUCCCGACUGCUUCUCGAACUACACACUACAAGCUACUACACUCAGACUACACGCUUCACCGACCAUGGUACUCUCCAAAGCUCCCAUCUGAAUGAGUCUCAGCGUGUAAGCUAAACUCACCAGGAUAUUACUGGUACCCUUUCGCCCAUCUUUGAAAUUUCCCCUUGGUCUAAAAACAUAUGCAAGAUAGCAACUCUCUAAAGACACUUAUAAUGAAACUAAGGAAAUAUCCUGAGUUAUCGUAUUUUGCACUCUUCCAUACCCACCACAAGCCACCUUCUGCUCCACGGGCAAGUGACUCCCUGUAGAGGAAACAGGAGUUCAGAGAAGUAACUCCUGGCCCUUUGUUCUCCCUUUCCCUUUCAGUUUUAAUGAUAAAACUCAUUCACCAGCUGCAAAUUUCUAUCCAACCACAGAGUAUGUUUUGUGUAAUGAAGGGGGCAAGGAACUAAAAACAUGCCAAAACACAUUUUAUUUUUGUAACAACCAAACCUGCCGAUCAUCUCACUCUGCCUUGAGCUUCAUGGCAAAGUGCCAAGAAAGGCCCUUGGAACAGAAAUUUGUUCGCCCUCACAAUACAAUGUGUCUCACCUGGCUUCCAUGUAUAAGUCACCCUGUUUUAAAUCCCUUAAGUGCAUUUCUGUUCCAUAAAAAUGUAAUAAAUGUUAGUAUUGCUGUAUAGUAUGGUAUGUCUGAAAAACUAAGAUACACUGUGACAGCAGGCAUUUUAAACUGCUAUCAAUAGGAAUGUAUGCGUAAAGUCAGCCCCGGCUGACACAGCUCGGUUUUAUCAGUAAAGGCUGGAGAACUGCUGGCUGGGCAGCUGCCAUCCCUUCCCACCGCACCUGGGAAGCCGAGGGAGUGUACAGUUUUGGCAAGAGAGCACCCGCCAAAUAUUUCCCAGCAGGCAGUGGGUCUUUUCAGCUACUGUAUUUUGACAACAUUUCCCACAACUUGUGAAAGACGUCAACUCUCACAUUGCUAGGAAGACAGGAACUGGCAUAAGUUUGAUGCGUCGUCUUUACUUUUUUCUACUAGGAUAGGUACGACCCACAGAAACGCGUGCUGAAUGGGGGCGAGUAUUACUUUUAGAAGACACUUCAAAAGGCGUGUUUAUAGUGUUAAGUUAGCAAUAGUGUGUCCUCCAGUCCCUAUAUAGAUAGCAUUUCCUCUAGAUGACACACAUUUUUGUCUUACACACCAGUCUUAAACAAACUGUGAAGAUGACAACAGUUUACUGCUGCUUCAAAUGAAGGUGUUUCAUGAAACAGACACUGAAAAACUCGCUUCAGAGCAUGAAGCCAACACUACAGGAUUACUGCCAAAAAGGGGUGGCCGGGUAGCAGGGACACAAAGAAAUGCUCUAAAAUGAUUUUGUAAUCAAAUUAACGAUAACAAUUUUCUGACUAGGAUUUAAUCAGAAAGAGAAAAGAUUAUUUUAAUGUUAAGGGGAUGGAGCCAAGAGACGUAUAUUCUCAUCUCUGCCAGCAUC